CUCCACUUCAAUCGCCAUUAGCAAACAAAAGCAACGUCGCAAGUCGCAACGUCACGGGUGUUUGCUGGCCAAGGUGCCGCGUCAAUUCGGGCCCUUUUUUUCAUGUGGAAUGAACUCGUGCUGAAGUGUUAAGUAUUUUCUUCCUUCACCACCUAAUCAGAAUACCGUGAUCAUGUCGCUAAACAUUCGUGAAAAGCAGAUCGCUGCUUUGAAACAGAUGUUGAAUCUGAACGUUCCCCAGACGAAAGGCUCGCACCCGGAACCUGUGUGGAAGCUACUUGUGUAUGACAGAUGUGGACAGGACAUAAUAUCUCCACUCAUCUCGGUGAGAGAGUUACGAGACAUGGGCAUCACCUUACACAUGCUUCUGCACUCCGAUCGCGACCCAAUCCCUGAGGUUCCAGCCAUUUAUUUUGUGGCCCCAACAGAUGAGAACAUCACACGUAUAUCUCAAGACUUUAGGAACGCUCUAUACGACCAGUAUUUUCUCAAUUUUGUAUCGCCCGUCUCGAGACAGUACCUCGAAGAUCUUGCAUCGGCAGCCCUGCAGGCCAACUGUGUGGCCAGUGUGUCCAAAGUUUAUGACCAAUAUCUCAAUUUUGUGACUCUAGAGAACGACCUGUUUCUCCUCAAGAAUCGAAACGGUGUGUCGUACUACGCCAUCAAUCGGGGCGACGUGAAAGACACUGAGAUGGAUAACAUCAUGGACGGUAUCGUUGACUGCCUGUUCUCGGUGUUCGCGACACUGGGAACGGUUCCCAUCAUUCGUUGUCCGAGACGCAACGCCGCUGAGAUGGUUGCCGAAAAGUUGGACAAGCGUAUCCGCGAAAACCUACGCGACUCGCGGAACAGCCUGUUUUUAGACUCCGCUCACAGCGGACAGCUGAGCUUCCAGAGACCCCUCCUGGUGGUGCUGGAUCGUAACAUGGACAUGGCGACGCCGCUGCACCACCCCUGGACUUACCAGGCCCUCGCGCACGAUGUUCUCGACCUCAACCUCAACAGGGUCACCAUGGACGAGACCCCGGAGCUGGAGACUGGGGCCAAGCCUCGUCAGCGCCGUUGUACCAAGACCUACGACCUGACGGCGGCAGACAAAUUUUGGCAACAGCACAAGGGCAGUCCUUUCCCGACCGUAGCCGAAGCCGUUCAGGAAGAACUCGAGUCGUAUCGAAGCCAAGAGGAGGACGUUAAAAAGUUAAAAGCAGCCAUGGGUCUCGAAGGGGACGACGCCGUCGCGUCGGACGCGCUCGCGGACAACACCGCAAAGCUGACGUGGGCUGUCAGCUCACUCCCGGAACUUCUGGAGCGCAAACGACUGCUCGACAUGCACACGACGCUAGCAACUGCCCUGUUAGAGCAUAUCAAGAAUCGCAAGCUAGACGUCUACUUCGAGUUGGAGGAACGGAUCUUGGGUAGACAGGCCCUCGAACGUUCUCUCCUGGACGUGUUGCACGAUCCCGAGGCCGGAAGUCCGGGCGACAAGCUGCGACUGUUCCUCAUCGCGCUCGUUCAGGGACUCGAAGACGUCGCUCCGUACGAAGAAGCCCUCGCGCGGGUGGGUUGCAACCUCCACCCGGUCCGCUACAUGCGGAGGUGGCGGGACUAUGCCAGGGCGACUUCGGGGGCGUUGAUGGGGGCGCCGUCCGGCGUCUUCUCCAAGCUCGUCAGCCAGGGUUCCCAGUUGGUCGUGGAAGGGGUGAAAAACCUGGUGGUGAGAAAGCACAAGCUGCCCAUGACCAAGGUGCUCGACGCGUUCCUGGAACUCAAGGCCCUACCGGAAACGGACGACUACCGCUACCUAGAUCCCAAGCUCUUGCGCGGAGACGCGGGCCCUCCGAGGGCGCAGACGCCUUUCAAGGAGGCCGUGGUCUUCGUGGUCGGCGGCGGGAACUACGUAGAGUACCAGAACCUGGUCGACUACGCCCGCGCCAAGGGCAAAGGGGUCGUCUACGGCUGCACCGAGCUGGUGAAUGCCACGCAGUUUGUGGAGCAGCUUUCCCGACUGGGGCAGGAAAUUGAAUGAGGGAAC
This is a messenger RNA of Ornithodoros turicata, 2032 nucleotides long. RefSeq names its product sec1 family domain-containing protein 1-like (gene Slh). Gene Ontology annotation, cellular component: Golgi membrane; cytosol. Lineage: Eukaryota; Metazoa; Arthropoda; Arachnida; Ixodida; Argasidae. The record is from RefSeq and is a predicted model, not a curated record. Gene Ontology annotation, molecular function: syntaxin binding. The transcript has a single exon. Gene Ontology annotation, biological process: endoplasmic reticulum to Golgi vesicle-mediated transport; intracellular protein transport. Bases 173 to 2026 code for a protein of 617 amino acids.